Messenger RNA from Sordaria macrospora k-hell, 579 nucleotides. RefSeq lists its product as uncharacterized. The record is from RefSeq and is a predicted model, not a curated record. Gene Ontology annotation, biological process: ribosomal large subunit biogenesis; intracellular mRNA localization. Gene Ontology annotation, molecular function: mRNA binding. Lineage: Eukaryota; Fungi; Ascomycota; Sordariomycetes; Sordariales; Sordariaceae. Gene Ontology annotation, cellular component: preribosome, large subunit precursor; nucleolus.
AUGGCGCCGACAAAGACGAUAAAGAACAAGCACGCUGCGAAUAAGUCCGGCAUCAAGGGCAGCAAAGAUGCGGAGAGGUCGAGGAACGAUGGAGUGCUCAAGUCGAAGGGAAAGCCCAAGAGCAAGACCCACACUCUCGUCACUGCCAACAAGGGCCGACCGGACAUCAAGGAGCUUAUCGCCAGGAAGCAGAAGAAGAAGAAGUACAGCGAGAAGGAGCUUGCGGGCCUGAUUCCGGAACUCAAUAUGAUCACCCCCGUGGGUGUGACCAAGCCGAAGGGCAAGAAGAAGGGCAAGGUGUUUGUUGAUGACAAGGAGAGCAUGGCCACCAUCCUCGCCAUUGAGAUCCGCGAGGCGAGACGUGCCGAGGCCGACAAGAAGGAGGCCGAGCGCAAGGCCAGGCUAGAAGAGACCAAGGACUCGCUGCGCAAGAAGCGCAAGCGUAGCAAGCAGACGGGCGGUGGCAAGGACAGGGACGACGACGACGACGACAAGAGAGAUGUCAAGAACAUCUCGUCUGCUGGCACGAACGCCUUCAAGUCGAAAAAGAAGAAGUCGGUAUCUUUCGCUGCCGAAUAA